CAUAUGUCCGUCAGCUCAGUCUGUAUAGGGACUUGGCCUGGGAACCGUAGGGUCGCCGGUUCAAGUCCCUGAAUAGACUGGUACUUUGAGAAGUCACAGUCCCCUUCUGGGCACUGUCGUGGUGCCCUUGAGCAAGGCAAUUUACCUUAAUUAACUUAACAUCUGUUGAAAUUUGAACUUAUCCCGAAAAAAAUGCUGAAAGGAUUUAAUAAAUAAUAAUAAGAAAUCCUAUUUGUAUCGUUACAUUUUUGUUAGUAAAAUGUAAACAGUAUCAUUUCUCUGUAAGGUAAGGGCUGUAAUACAGUAUUUUCACCCAAAGUAGAAACACAUGGACAGUAAUGAUCUUAUUUUAUGUUUUGUACCAGCCCUUUCCUGUAGGGGGCAGUGUGACCCUGACUUGAGCUGUGAACGAACACUUCGUGCUGCUACUCCAGCCUUUAUUAUUAAAUGCACUAAAGGUCCAUAUAACUCUAGGUCCGUAUGCAUAUCAAAUGUAAGUAAAUACAGGCGUCAAACAUUUCAAAUGGUUUUAAAAGUAAUUUAAGGACACUGAUGAUUUCAUCGAUAUUUCACGAUAACUGGGAACAGCUUUGAAAACUUGACAAAUGCGUAUCCAACUUUGAAAACGUUAUAUGAUAGCUGUAUCGAGUACACAGUUGCAUUUAUAAUAAUAAUUGUGUUUCAGUUCUAUACAAAGAUAUGCAUCAUCACCAAAAUAGCAGAGGCCUGUAGAAACAACAUGUCUUUUUUUGCCUUACUUUGUGUUUUUUUACACUGAUGUUACAUAACAGUUGUAUUUUAUGGGAAACACCCUAUGUGCAGACAUGCACAUCAACAAUUCUCUUUUCAUAUGUAAUGAACAGUUGCUAGAAAACAUCAUUUACAAUACAUACAUUCAAACGUAAGUCCUUUUCCCCUAUCUUGGAGGACAAUUAACUCCAUUAUUUAAACAAAAUAAGUUGACUGUGGAUCAAGCUGAGAGUAUUCUUUCCUACGCUUUGUCAUGUCAGCAACAUUAUCAGCCACUUGUUGGUGCCCUCUAGUUCUGCUUUCAGUUCCUAAGAUGUUCAUGUGGUCAUAGUUCAAUACACACUUUGUUUAACUAUUAUCUUUUUUUACACUAUGUAAUAAGAAGCCGCAAAAAUAAAAAUGGUCAACCUCAUUGUGGCACUAGAGGAAAAUGUAGUCGUUCUAUCUGAGGGACAGUCAGUCAUAAAGAAAGCCGACUGACAAACCAUAUGGUCAUUUUGUGAAAACUGAAAUAAUGCUAGGUUUAGUUUACUCAAAACCAGAGGUGGAAGUAGUACUCAGAUCUUGUUUUUAAGUAAAAGUAGAAGUAGGAAUACUUGAUUUCAAUUAAAAAUCCUGCAAUUAAAAUGUUACUCAAGUAAAAUUACAAAAGUAUUUACAUCAAAUAUACUUAAAGUACCAAAAGUUAAAGUAUUCAUUGUGCAAAUGGCCUCAUUUCAGAAUCAUAUGAUUUGUUUUGGUUAUCAAUAUUGAUGUAUUGUUGUGUUUAUCAAGCUGGUAAAACUAGAACUAAUUUCAAUUCCUUUAUUUACUGCUGGGUAGAAUGUGAAAUCAAUCCGGGUGUAUUUAAAGGUGUUUGAAGUGUUGAUCGUAUUGUUUAUCAUUAAGCUGUAUAUGUAACUAAAGGUACUACAUAAAUGUAGUAGAGUGAUAGUUCAAUAUUUACCUCUGAAUUGUAGCGGAGUAGAAGUACAAGCAUAACAUGGAAAUGCUCAAGUAAAGUACAAGUACCUCAAAAUGUUACUUAAGUACAGUACUUGAGUAAAUGUACGUAUUUACUUACCACCUCUGCUAAAAACUUAUAGUCAGAAAAAAAGAAGUGUCUGAUAUGACAUGUGUGGGCUAAAUGCAAUUGGAGAUGUCAUUGUAAAACGUUGAUCACAGGUAUACAAAUGGUGUGAAUUAAUAGAGAAGUAACACAAGCAAGUGGUUGUGAAUAUCAGACACAGUUUUCCCUGGUGCUCUUUAGGUGGGCAGCAUCAUCAGCGCUUCUGUUUCCCCCUGUGAGUUUCACAUCAGCCUUUUACCAUAAAGUUCAUAGGAAAUCAUGUUAGGUUGCAGAGCACAGACCACCUCUGCAGAAGCAACACUUAGUAAAGUGUUGUUUAUUGUAAGGUGACCACGGCUACCAGUAAUCUCUGCCGGAAGAGGUUAUAGUUCCUGCUAAACAAACCCUCAUGACGUCAUCACUUUCCUUCCCAACCAAUCCAUGGAUUUUAAGUUUUUGAAAGUAGUCUUUGCUACGUCUCUCCCUGAAUAUGAAAAGGGAAUUGACAUACAUGACAUACGUGUAAGCCUUUAGCUUUAUUCUGGGAACUUACUUCCUAUGUGGUCACAUGUGGUCGAGCUGCACACAAACUCUAGUGAUGCGAUAAGAUCCAUACAGUUGUGGGCCUUAGUCAUGCAAGCACUGCUGCACCUUUACCAGCAAAACAGUUCAGUUUUCUCCAACCAUAUUCUGUGGAGAAAUAUAAAACUUGCAAUGCAGUAAGAGAGUUUGUUGAAAUACCAGCUUCUCAGGAGGCUAAAAGGCGGAGGGUUAGGGAUUUAGAUUCCAAUAAAUGGUACUGGUCCUAAGUUCUAGUGGAAAAGCUCUAUUGGUUUUCACAUUGGUCUUAUUUACAACAAAAACAGUCUGCUUCGAUGUCACCAUAUUUUCCCCAACUCACAGUCAGACAGGAGCAGGCGUUACUACUUGCAUGGUAGCUAUCUGAAGCUCAGCUAGGACAAUACGGAAAUUGUGCUCCUUUGGUCAGAAGGGUCCCAAACAAAGGCCUUUCGAUUCAACCCAUUUUUAUUUGCAUCUUAUCCAAAAGCAUCCAAUACAACCUAAGGAGUAUUUGUCCCCUCCCUGCUAGAGAAGGACAGGUCUCGUCUUCUUCACAUAUCUUCUAUCUCCUUAUUGGAGCAGCUUCGUCUACCAUCAAAAUUCCGUAAAGCUCCUGCCCGCCACUCCCAAAACGGAUUUCAAUCUUCUCUGUUCUUUACAGUUGCCACCUGUUGCAGUUUUCACAAAAUGUAAGAUGCUUGCCUCUAACAGGAACUGCUUUUUUGAACUUUUAAGUAAAUGUAAAAGCUCACGCUAUAACGGGACCAUUGCUCUCUAUUGCCUCUAGGCUGGCCACACUUUUUGUCAUUGGACUCUGUGUUUGUUCUCUGUUCUGGCCCAGCAGUGGUGUGUACUCCCCACUUAAGACAAGACAGCAGAGGUGUUACUGCUCCUCUAUGCACUUCCAGUGUAGCACUGAACUUGCACUCAGUUGUUUUUUAAGACAUUUAUUUUUUUACAGCUUGAACAGAUAUCACCUCAGCAUCUCCUCAUCCAUGAACAUGCAUCUGAUAACAGGAUGUGGUUGAGUUCUUCCUGCUCUGGGCAAUAAACAUUUGAGCGUGAAACUUCAUAUAUGUCUUUCUGAUAUAGCUGCCUGCAGAUAUAAUGUUUGUCCACUUGAGUGAGUUAAGGGUAGGAAAAUAAUUAACACAAGGCCGCAAAUAGUCGAUUGAGGCAAUCUUGAACUGACCCUUAAACUCUUAUUUUUUAUAUACUUUCCAGUUGAUAUCUUCUUAAUAGGUCUACUUUAUCUUGCAUUAUAUUUCAGGCCUGAUAACUUUGUCUGCUUCUUUGUCGACAGAGAACUCCACCCACCCACUCUCUCUCUUUUUUUUUUAGAACUGUCACGGUGCAGUUUGAUAGAUGAGAAAAGGAAACAGACGUUGUUCCUCUCGUCACAAAGAUGGUUGGUGGUUGCCAGAGCUGCUUGUUAACAUACAUGUCUGUGCUACUUCUUGGCUGCUUCCUCCAUGAUGUGGAGGCCUCCAAUCCUCAACAUGAAAUCCACACAAAAGUUGGAGACACUGUGGAGUUGUCAUCAGGCUUAUCGACUAAAGAGGUCACCAAGGCAGAAUGGAAUUAUGAAGGGUUACAAAUUGCAGACGACGAGGGUGCAUUCAAAAAUUCUCAAUUUGAUGGAAGAUUAGAAUUCAACCCAGACAAUUUCAGUUUAACAUUGAGAGAGCUGACCCUCAAAGAUUCUGGUAAAUUCAGUUUUAACUCAGCAAAGAAAACAGGCCAACGCCCAACAGUCACCAUCAUCCUGUAUGUUCAUGAGCCCAUAACUAAGGAGCCCAUCGUCAAUUCCAGUUCCACCUGGCACACCUCGAACGCAUCCUGUACAGUUCUGCUGGAGUGCAGUGCAGCCACUACUGGCCAUGUCACCUUCCAGUGGACCGUGGGAACCGAAACCUUCAACGGCUUCAGGCUGCAGCACAUCCUCAGACAACAGGACGAAGACACCAAAUUCAACUGCACAAUUUCCAAUGUUGUCAGUGAGAUGUCGACAAUCAAAACAGUGAGUUGCAGCAACACUACGUUCGAAACGGAAGAAAGAGGGAAAACACCAUUUCCUGCACGAACAGCCUUCUUCUCUGCCCUGAUUGUGGGAGCCGGAGGUUGUCUGCUGGUUGCCGUUAUAGUUGGAGUAGCUGUGUGUGCUUAUCGCCACAAACAAAGUCAAGCAGGCGUUGACUCAAAUGACCUCACAGUGUAUGCUGAUAUUAAUGAUGUUGCAAUCGGGGAUAAGCCGUGCUCACUGUAUGAAACCAUUGAUAACAGAGUCAACACGGUCCCACCGGGGCCCAAUACGGUGUACGACAAGAUCCAGUUAAAUCGCUUGAGGAAUGAAUCGGUGUCGCCCUAUCAAGACAUUUCCUAGAGGGUCAUAGCAUGAUGUAUAUAGAAAAUAUCAGUAAAUACAAUAAGCACAAAACGGACUACAAGAAGGUAAUGUCAUUCUGUCUUUGGCCUUAAAGGGUUUUUUACUUUCCCUUUAUCACAUUCAAAAACAACCUUUAUUAUAUCUCAACUGCCAAAUCUACAGGAUCACAUUUUAUUCGAUGAACAGUGUUGUAAAAAUGUGUAAAUACAGAGGUUAUAUUUUUUUGUAAUAUCCCAUGCAAAUCGUUUGUGCCUCAUUGUUUAAGCCUGCUGUGCAAAUGUCUUCAUAUUAAAUGACUAUAAUACAUUACAA
Messenger RNA from Gymnodraco acuticeps, 5057 nucleotides. Its product is annotated as signaling lymphocytic activation molecule-like. The transcript is spliced from 7 exons. The record is from RefSeq and is a predicted model, not a curated record. Bases 3765 to 4742 code for a protein of 325 amino acids. Lineage: Eukaryota; Metazoa; Chordata; Actinopteri; Perciformes; Bathydraconidae.